Arvicanthis niloticus (Nile rat) is the source of this 1983-nucleotide messenger RNA. It is a transcript of the gene Cyb5r3, whose product is annotated as cytochrome b5 reductase 3. The record is from RefSeq and is a predicted model, not a curated record. Gene Ontology annotation, cellular component: mitochondrion. NCBI's taxonomy places the organism in Eukaryota, Metazoa, Chordata, Mammalia, Rodentia, Muridae. Gene Ontology annotation, molecular function: oxidoreductase activity; FAD binding.
GGUUGUUGGGGGAGCGGCCGACUGAGUAGCGGGUGUAGAACGGUGCAGCCACUGUCUUCUUCGCCACCAUGGGGGCCCAGCUGAGCACGUUGAGCCGCGUGGUACUCUCACCUGUCUGGUUCGUCUAUAGUCUCUUCAUGAAGCUGUUUCAGCGCUCCUUACCAGCCAUCACCCUCGAGAACCCUGACAUCAAGUACCCUCUGCGGCUCAUCGACAAGGAGAUCAUCAGCCAUGACACUCGGCGCUUCCGAUUCGCCCUCCCUUCGCCCCAGCACAUCCUGGGCCUUCCUGUCGGCCAGCACAUCUACCUCUCGACUAGGAUCGAUGGCAACUUGGUCAUUCGGCCCUACACCCCUGUGUCUAGCGAUGAUGACAAGGGCUUUGUGGACUUGGUGGUCAAGGUUUACUUCAAGGACACCCAUCCCAAGUUUCCAGCUGGAGGGAAAAUGUCUCAGUACCUGGAGAACAUGAAUAUUGGAGACACCAUUGAAUUCCGGGGCCCCAACGGGCUACUUGUCUACCAGGGCAAAGGGAAGUUCGCCAUCCGGGCAGACAAGAAGUCCAACCCUGUUGUCAGGACGGUCAAGUCUGUAGGCAUGAUUGCAGGAGGGACAGGCAUCACCCCAAUGCUGCAGGUGAUCAGAGCUGUCAUGAAGGACCCAGAUGACCACACUGUGUGCUAUCUGCUCUUUGCCAACCAGUCCGAGAAGGACAUCUUGCUGCGGCCUGAGCUGGAGGAACUGAGGAAUGAACAUUCUGCUCGCUUCAAGCUCUGGUAUACAGUGGACAAAGCCCCUGAUGCCUGGGACUAUAGCCAGGGCUUCGUGAAUGAGGAGAUGAUCAGGGACCACCUUCCACCUCCCGGGGAGGAGCCACUGAUACUGAUGUGUGGACCCCCACCGAUGAUUCAGUUUGCCUGUUUGCCAAACCUGGAGCGUGUGGGCCACCCCAAGGAGCGAUGCUUCACCUUCUGAUGGCUGGGCGCUGGCCACUCCCAUGCCUGCUGCUCACGCACUCACCACAACCACCUGUCCACCCUUCCUUCCCCACCACUGUCCCUCACCCUGACAUACACCAACAUCCAUGCUGGGGCCUGGGUUCAGCCUGGCCUGCCCAGCCCUGGUCAUCCAGCUGUUCUGGCCCCUGAGGGGCCCCUUUGGGAGCAGGCCUGUAUAUCAGGUGGCUUCUGUUGACCACUCUCUCAAUAGGCUUCUGUCUGGUACUAACUGGCCAUUACCAGAGAUAUCCCAUGACCACCCCCUUACACACACACACAGAGAGAGAGAGAGAGAGAGAGAGAGAGAGAGAGAGAGGAAGAAGGAGGAAGAGGAGGAGGAGGAGGAGGAGGAAGAGGAGGAGGAGGAGGAGGGAGAGAAAGAGAGAGAAAGGGGGAGAGAGAGAGAGAAGAAGCAUGAGUGCGUGUGAGAGCGAGCUGUCAGUCCCAUGUCUACCCGUUGCCACGGACCACAAUCUAUGGAAAGGAAACGAAAUGAAAGGCAAACAGUAACCUACAGUCCUAGGAACCAUGGCUGCCACCUAACCACCUACCUGCCUUAGGCCGUGGCCUAGCCUGUGCCCCUAAACACUACAUUAAACAGUGACACCCAAAGGUUCUCUUAGGAGGGUGUCUGGCAGUGACAGGGCAACACCCACUUGCUGGCCAGGGGUCCCUUGGGGCAGCACGUGGACCCUUCCAAACCCCCUACACUGCCCUCCCUCCAUGCAGCCUUGAGUGCCCUAAGUUGUCAGUCCAACAGAGUUUGGUAGACCUUGGGGUCCCUGGCUUGUUUCUCCAUCCCAAACCUCCCUCCUGUCUGGUCCCCAGCCUCGGGGAGGUCCUGAGCAGUGCCUCUUGUCUUGGAGACAGACCCGGUGCCUGACACUGCCGGCAGCAGGCAGCAGGCAGCAGGUAGCUUCCUGCACACUGGCUUUUUUAGUCGUUUAUGGGCAAAAAGAGUUAAAGUAAAACUUUGCAAAUCCUGA